Messenger RNA from Paramuricea clavata, 310 nucleotides. NCBI's taxonomy places the organism in Eukaryota, Metazoa, Cnidaria, Anthozoa, Malacalcyonacea, Plexauridae. The record is from the annotation of a GenBank genome assembly.
AUGGGUCUUGCUGGCGAUGUAAAAAGGCGGUUUCUUCCUAUGAAUCCGAUGACCACUUAUUAUAUUGUCCGAAAAUUUUGUCGUGAUGAUUUUGAUACAUUCUGUAUUGAGCAAGCCAAAUUGUAUAAUGUAACUGAUUGUGAUAUCGAAGCUGUUGCUGCUGGAUAUUGUCAACUUGAAAUGGAUCUCUCUGACAUUAACAAUGUAUUCCCUAAAGUUUCCCAAUUCGAAAGUUUUAUUCAUGAUCUUGAACUCUUUCUUGAUAACUUUGCCUCCAAAGUUUAUAGUAGUUUAAAUAUUUCUGGACAAC